AUGAAAUGUGGAGUAAGCCCUAGGACCCUGGUCAGCUCUAGUCUCAACGUUGGAAGUUUACUCGCUUAGAGGGUUAUUCUGAUACGAGACGCGGCGCGGCGGGGGGGGGGGGGGGGAGGACCCUGUACAGAACCCGACAAGGGAUGUGAGUCGUGAGGCUCGGGCUUAUCUGGCGCCUGGCAGCGAGGGGCGGGCCCUGCACGCAAGCGUUGUAAACUAGCGGGGCAGGCGCAGUGCGCACGGUGGCAGCGACGGCGACAGCAGUAGGUUCCAGAAGCUGAUUCAGUUCUCCGUCUGCCAUGGCCCGGGGAUUGCCCAGUACUGCCUGUUUGGCACGCUUCUGCCAGAAACUGAACCGUCUGAAGCCAUUGGAAGAGUCUAGCAUGGAGACAUCACUGAGGCGCUGCCUGUCCACUCUGGACUUGACCCUACUGGGUGUGGGUGGCAUGGUGGGAUCUGGGCUCUAUGUGCUCACAGGCACAGUGGCCAAGGACAUGGCUGGCCCUGCUGUGCUCUUGUCCUUUUUGGUGGCUGCUGUAGCCUCCCUGCUGGCGGCCCUAUGCUAUGCAGAGUUUGGAGCCCGUGUACCCCGUACUGGCUCAGCAUACCUAUUCACCUAUGUGUCCAUGGGGGAGAUAUGGGCAUUUCUCAUAGGCUGGAAUGUGCUUCUGGAAUACCUCAUUGGAGGUGCCGCUGUAGCCCGUGCCUGGAGUGGCUAUUUGGAUGCCAUCUUUAACCACAACAUUCGCAACUUCACAGAGUCUCACCUGGGCGUCUGGCAGGUGCCCUUCCUAGCUCACUAUCCAGAUUUUCUGGCCGCUGGCAUUUUACUUGUGGCUUCUGCCUUUGUCUCCUGUGGAGCCCGAGUCUCCUCCUGGCUUAACCACACGUUCUCAGCCAUCAGUCUGAUAGUGAUCCUCUUCAUCAUCGUCCUGGGUUUCAUCCUGGCCCGUCCUCACAACUGGAGCGCAGAAGAAGGUGGUUUCGCUCCCUUCGGCUUCUCUGGCAUCCUGGCUGGCACAGCCACCUGUUUCUAUGCCUUUGUGGGCUUUGAUGUUAUUGCUGCCUCCAGUGAGGAGGCCAAAAACCCACGGUGGGCGGUGCCCAUGGCCAUCGCCAUCUCCCUCAGCCUAGCGGCUGGUGCCUAUAUUCUGGUCUCCACUGUGUUAACCCUCAUGGUACCUUGGCACAGCCUAGACCCUGACUCGGCGCUUGCUGAUGCUUUCUACAGGCGGGGUUACAGCUGGGCUGGCUUCAUUGUGGCAGUUGGCUCUAUCUGUGCCAUGAACACUGUCCUGCUCAGCAACCUCUUCUCCCUGCCGCGCAUCGUCUACGCCAUGGCUGCUGACGGGCUCUUCUUCCAGGUGUUUGCCCGUGUGCACCCCCGGACACAGGUGCCUGUGGUAGGAAUCCUGGUGUUCGGGGUCCUCAUGGCUCUCCUGGCACUGCUGCUGGACCUCGAGGCACUGGUCCAGUUCCUAUCCAUCGGCACCCUGCUGGCCUAUACCUUUGUAGCCACCAGCAUCAUUGUGCUGCGUUUCCAGAAAGCUUCUCCACCCAGCUCCCCUUGCCUAGCCAGCCCUGGCCCCACAGCUAAGAAGUAUGACUCCUUCUCAGACCAUAUACAGUUAGUGGGUGCUGCGGAGACCUCAACAUCUGAGCCUGGGCAGCUGCGGCCAGCCCUGAAGCCCUUCCUGGGCUUUCUGGAUGGAUGCAGCCCUGGAACUGCCGUGGCCUGGGCGCUCGGCAUCUUGAUAGCCUCAGCUAUAUCUCUGGCGUGUGUGCUGGUCUUCGGGAACUCAGACCUGCACCUCCCACAGUGGGGCUAUGUCUUGCUGCUGGUUGUCAGUGGUGCUGUCUUUCUGUCCAGCCUCCUGGUCCUGGGGGCUCAUCAGCAGCAAAAGAAGCAAGAUACUUUCCAGAUCCCUUUGGUGCCCCUGACUCCAGCCCUGAGCAUCCUUCUCAACAUUUGCCUCAUGCUGAAGCUGAGCUACCUGACCUGGCUACGCUUUAUCUUCUGGCUGCUGGUCGGACUUGUCGUGUAUUUUGGCUAUGGCAUCUGGCACAGCAAGGAGAACCAGAGGGAGCCACUGGAGCUGACUACAGCACACUACGUGGUAUUCCCCAGCGGCAGCCUGGAGGAGACUGUGCAAGCUGUGCAGCCCUCCAGUCAAUCACCAGUCCAGGAGUCAGGUUGUACUGAGUAGCCGGCCACGGAGGUCCCCUCAUGGAGGCCCCCACAUCCCCAACAUCCAGAGGCCAGAAGAACUGGCAGCUGCCUACUUAAGAAAGCUUGGGUUUGAAGCCUGCCCAGAAUGGGCUGGGCGUGUUCUCAGAGCCUCAACACAGGAACCGAGUCUUCGGUUAUCAUGGACUAGGCCGAGACUAGUGCUGGUGUGGACUCGGUGCCCACUGUCUUCCUGUUUAUGAUUAACUCUGGAUACCUGGGCAGGUGGGGCAGAGUGGGCAGGGAAGCCGCUUCAGUCCCUGAGACCCAGAAUAAUAACUAAUCAGCUAGCAUUGUGACCAGCUGUCAUGGACACUGUGGUAUUCUUCAUAGCACUGAGUCCUCACCUGCCUGGAGAACCAAGCAGUUGUCCCUAGUCCACAGCAGAGACACAGAAGGUCUGUCAGAGUCUUUCUGAGGAGGAGGGUUUCAUGCAUGAUGUGAAGAGGGGUAUAUGACAAGACAGGAACAGAUUUCUGACAUGUUCUCAGCAGUGCGUGCAUGUGCAUGCGUGUGUGCACACAUGUAUGUUCAUAUGUGAGUUUGAGUACAUGUGUGUGUGUAUGUGUGUGCACGUGUGCAUGUGGUACCUGAGGUGGGAGCCAGGGCCUUGAGAUUGUUAGACAAGCGUUCCACUACUGACAUAUACUCCCCCACACACCCCAGGUCCCUGACAUGUUCUCUAGCAGGGAAUAUCUAUCACAAUCUGGACUUAAAAUGGGUAACUCAAAAGGACAUUGGAUGUCAGGAUCUUUUGAUUUUCCUGGGCUUCCAGGAAAUGUGUGCCCAAGGUCUGCCUAGGGCCAUUGAAAUGCACUGAACAAGCAAUGCCCCCAAGACACUCUCCCAGCACAUUCUGCACGCCCGGGCAGCCACCCUUGUAGUACACACUAUGUACAGACUGAGUUGACCAAUGUUUCCAAAUUCCGGCUCCUGGACACAGCUCACUCUCUUAUUGUCUCCAUAUACCCUGGAAAUGUUUUCAGACGGAUCCCUUGGGUUCUCUGCUACCUAGUAAUCUCCGGGGCAACAGUGUCCCUGGGAGGUGGGCUCAGAUUAGUGCAUGAGUGAUACACUUGGGUAUGCACAGGUACUUGGUCCUGCAUCCACUACUUCCAGCCUACUGGGUGACUGUACGUCUACAGUUCAGAGAAGGAGAAAGCCCUAGGUCUACUCUGAACCUCGCCCCUGGGUCCCCAUGGUCCCCAUUUUCUCGUUCCUCCCUUUAAGGACUACACAGGAAGCUGCUGGCUUUGGCAAGCUUUACUUCAGCAGUGAUAUCAGGGUUCUUUGGGUCCCCCUCCCCCCAGGACUACUGUGUCCACGUGAACCACCUCCAGGAGCCGUGCCUUCCCAUCCUAGCCCUUUGCAGGUCAUAGUCCUGAGAGUUGAGCGGCACCGGGAACUCCGAAGGUUUUUUCGGAGGCUGUGGAAGCCCGGGAUCCCAGCUGUCGCUGCUGUUUUCACUUCAGCCUUGGUUCUCCCUCGGUGACCACACAGGCACAACAAAACUGCCUCUUUACUUCCUAAACUGUGCCCGACACUUGGACCAAGAACAUCUCUGCAGCCUGUCCUUGCCAUCCUUUCUAUGGCUCUGGUACAUGGGGAGAGUCUCACUGAGGGAAGGACCAAGGCCUCGCAUGGUUAUAGAUCCAGAACCAGCCAGCCUGUGCGCUUCACGGAGAUUGUACCUCAAAACUAUGGCACUCUGGCUGGGGUCAGAGUUAAGGCUCUGGCAGGCAGGGGCUUCAGAGUCGGUUGAGGUUUCCAGGACUGACUUGAUGGCCGUAAAUCCUAGACAUGCAAUUUCUCACACCUUAGGCUCCUGAGAAACCUGGUAGCCAGGGCCAGGGUGGGGAUGGAGGGCUUGAACUGGAUGGCAGAGUCUCCCCCAGCAGACAUAUAGAAGGUUCCAAGGAUGCCAGCCACCACUCAUUCAGCCACAUUGCCCCCCUACCCCUCUGGCUGAACCUAGGAGAGAGUCUGCAUUCGGGAGUCUGUCAGAAUUAUCCCAACCCCCUCUCCAGUCCUGCUGAAGCUUUGUCCACCAUGUUCCCAAGCCAGAACCCUCCUCCUCCCCAAGCCCUACACUUUAACCAGCAGGGAGAGGGUGUAAGCCCCGGGAAUGAACAGGCCAGUGGGUGACAGCCAUCCAAACAGGCCACCGGUGCAUGGAAGCCUGGAUCCCAGGAGCAGCAGACAUGGGGCAGGUGCAAACCACUCCUAGGACACUUGGGCAACAGGGUUAGCAGGUGAGAAGGCUGGCUCUGGUCUACGCACUGUUGGUAGUUGUCUUUGGGGCUCUUGCCUACCAAAUCAACAGAUUAGGAAUCAAGCUAACAUCCCCCUGAGUGGGGCAGAACCCAGUGUUUAGGCAGCGUGACCUCAGCUCUGGGACGCAAGCAGGCCCACAACUCACCUCUUCAUAUUUGGUCCUCCAGUAGAAACCGGCCUCUCUAUCCACGUACAGUAGCAGCAGGUCACAGAGGAAGGUGACCUGGAAGAGGCAGGACCUACCAUGUUCCAGAGUUCUCAACUUGCCCUCCCUCCCUCCACCAGCCAAGCCCCCUCCCAAGAAAAAAAUAUGCAGAUCCAGCAGGUGCCAGCAGGCCCUGGCUGGCAGUUACUGCGGCCAAAGAGAACCGUAGGUGAUUAAACUCACCAUGCCCAGCCAAGCUGCUCCUGUGCCCACUGUGAUGGCCGUAGGGAUGAGCGCAAACUUCCCUGCCUGAGAGACCUGGGAUGAAGCUCUCAGACUGAGGCUGUGCUCCCAAACCUCCACAAAUCCUUCCCCUGGUCUGAACUUUACCUGCCCAGUGACAAGAAUGUCAAAACGGAUUCCAUAGAGCUUGAGCAGGCUCCGGGUCUCCACACCUGAGGCUGCCCACCAGUGAUUGGCUGUCCUGGGGAUAGCAGAGAAGACUCGUAUACAGCAUUCCAGGCUAGUUUAUCCAUGGACUCUACCUGGUCCUGAGUCCCAAGGCUCCACAUAGAUUUUAAGGACAGCGAAAACAAAUCAGAACAUGAGCAGGGCCUGACUGAAGGGAGAGCCCUGCUUCUGAGAGUCAGAGAGAGGCACAAAGCAUGCGGAUAUAGAUCUUGGCAGCACGGGUCUGAGAGAAGGAAGGCAGAGUAGCUGUGAGUGCUGGAGAACUCUCCGGGGAAGAAAGCGAUGCCGGUGCUGAUGCGGGUGCUGAUGCAGGUGCUGAUGCGGGUGCUGAUGCGGGUGCUGAUGCGGGUGCUGAUGCGGGUGCUGUGGCAGGCUUCAGAAGAGGCAUCCCAGCAGAGAGGUGCCAGCAAGGGCCCGAAGGCCGAGAAGCCUUCUGCAGAAGGUUGUACAAGGUGGGGAGCCAAGCACAAUGAGUCACCACCAUUAGACCUAUGGCCACCUGUGCACACCUGCUACUACGUGUAAUAAAAUGAUAUUACGUGGCAGGAGGAGCCCAAGAUUCUCUUGGAAAACUUAAAGAUAUGACAAUGUUUGUAAUUUAAGAUCUCUGGGUGCUUCUGGGAUCAGAAAAUAAAAAAUUCAGGAACACUAAUAACACAGUGGGGGAAAUAUAAAAUGUUAGAUUUAAUCUACCAAUAGCCUUUCCCUACUUCCUUCUUUCUCCUCCCGCCUCUGUCUUCCCCUCCCUCUCUCCCUGCUUCCUCCUCCUCCUCUCCUUCACCAGGUUGCCUCAGACUGGCUACAAGCUAAGGAUGAUUCUGAGCUCCUAAUCCUUCUCUGCCUCCCGAGGGCUGGGAUUAGGGAGGGAUCACAAGCAUGUACCAUGACCACUUAUCCAAGUCCAGAGUUGUCUGUGACAAUGGGACGGUGGUGGAAGUAUUCCUCGACAGUAUUGGGAAGGGUGAGCACCCACUCUCUAAUAUUUACUCUCGAAUACUUCUGAGGCCACAGGUCCAAUCCCUAGUGCUGCCAAGGAAAGAAAAAGCAGCGCUAGAAAACCAGGCAUGGUGAUUUGACUAGGAAAGGCUCCAUAGACUCACGUGUGUGAAUGCUUGGCCCAUGAGG
Molecule: messenger RNA, 6242 nt
Organism: Mus pahari (shrew mouse)
Lineage: Eukaryota; Metazoa; Chordata; Mammalia; Rodentia; Muridae
Gene: Slc7a4
Product: solute carrier family 7 member 4
Exons: 5
Coding region: 300-2207 (635 amino acids)
Biological process (GO): amino acid transport; transmembrane transport
Cellular component (GO): plasma membrane
Molecular function (GO): amino acid transmembrane transporter activity
Source: RefSeq, a predicted model, not a curated record